Molecule: messenger RNA, 2228 nt
Organism: Drosophila rhopaloa
Lineage: Eukaryota; Metazoa; Arthropoda; Insecta; Diptera; Drosophilidae
Product: class E vacuolar protein-sorting machinery protein hse1
Exons: 3
Coding region: 181-1602 (473 amino acids)
Source: RefSeq, a predicted model, not a curated record
AUUAUUACGAUUAUAUUCAAAGCUUAUUUCGCGGACAACCGACAACGGACUUCGCAAAAACGCAGCAACAAAAACGAGAGUCGGUUGAAGCGUCGCAUCCAAAACGGGUUUCUGUAAUUAGCAUGCGCAUCAAGUCUCGUCUCCGAGGGAAGUACUAAUCCGAAUCCGAAUCCGGAUCACAUGAUGGCCUCCAGUGGUGGUGCGCGCUCCCAUUGGGCCUUCGUGGCCUGGGCGGUGUUGGCCCUGCUGCUGACGCACGGCGGCGAUGUUGUGGAUGCACGGCGUAACCAGGGCAGCAGCCAGCGCAAGACCUCCUCCUCGUCCUCCAGCUCCUCCAACUACGGGCACGUGACGCAGCCCAGCUACAACACGAACGGCCAUGCCGCCGGCAAUUCGCAUGCGGAUGUGGCCAAACUGAGCUACCCCAACUACAACUCGCAGCCCAAUCGCCCGAUGACCAAUGCCGGCUCCCCAGGAUCGCCGGGAUCUGCCCCCCAACCGGGCUGGAAUGUGCCGCAGGGUCCGCCGCCCGCCUACUCCGCCUCCAAUCCCGCCGGUGGAGCCAGGCCCAAUAUGCACGAACCGCCGCCGGCCUACCAUGCCCCCAACUACGGAGCAGCUCCGCCCAGCUAUGGAGCAGCCACUGGAUCGAACGUGCAUCAGCCGCAGUACUCGGGAGUCCCGGCGGGAGCCACCUACUACCCAGCCGGAGGACAUGCCGGCGGCUAUCCUUCUAAUAUCCCCGCCGGAGCCACCUACUAUCCAUCCGCAGGACAUGUGCCCAUGGGCGGUGGCUAUCACCCGGCUGCUGCUGCUCCGCCUCCGGGGGCCACCUACUACCAGGCGGGAUCUGCCCUGCCACCCGGAGCCACCUACUACUCGGCGCCGCCCCAGCAAUCCUCAUCUGGCCUGGGCUUCGGCACUGGUCUGCUCGCUGGUGGACUGGGCGGUGCUCUGCUGGGCCAUGCCCUCACGCCCUCGGGAGGCAGCUCCUCCUCGCAGCCGGUGGCCGCAGCUCCAGCUGCUGGCCAGGAUCGCAUCAUCAUCAUCAACAACGGCGUGCCGAUGAAUGCCACCGAUGGAACCACUGUGACCAAUGCGGCUGGCGUGGCUGCUGCACCGGGAGCAGCUCCAGUUGCCCCAGCUGCACCAAUGCCUCCUUCCAACGUGACCCAAGAAGCAGCUCCAGCCGCACCCCUGGCCCCCAUGGCUCCCUUCAAUCCGGAGGCCUCCAACAUGACCGCGCCGGAUGCAGCUGCAGCUGCCCCACCAGCUGGCGGCAUCAUUUGUGUGCCCACAAAGGUUAACGAAACGGAUCCGGCUGACAGCACCAAAACGGUGGAGGUGGAGAAGAUCGCCUGCUACCCGGCUCCUCCGCCACCAGCUGCUCCGGCUGGCGAGGGACCAGCUCCCCUGGCGCCCAUGGCCCCCGUUCAGCCGGGAUCGCAGCAGGUGCAGCAGGCCCAGGACGUGGCGGCUCCCCUGCAGGCAUCCGUCAAGUCCAACACCAGCGGAGCCCGCUCCCUGGGAGGCGUGACCGGCCAGAGCCUGCUCAUUGUGCUGAUGUGCGGGGCAGUGGCCAAGCGCUUUGCCGGCUUCUAAAGAGCACGCUUCUGGAACGUUCCAAGCUGCAUCGUGUGCACUUGCCCCCUCGGUUAACCAACCCGACCCACUAUCCAACCCAACUGUACCUUUCUCCCCCAGCUUUUGUGGCCUUGGCGCGCACGGUUUGUUUGCCCUGGCCAAGAUCGAUAAUUCCAGGCGCUAAUUGGACGAAAAUUGUUAAUUUAUGGCGUACCAUCUCCGAUUACAGUAUUCGUGGAUAAACAAGUCCGGUUCCCAGUUUAGAAUUCCCCCUUUUCCAACUUAGCCUUUAAUUGUGAUGAUUGCGAUGAGCAUGGGAAUGGGACUGGUAAUGGUAAUGGUGCACCCGUAACCGGACCCCGACCCAGACCCACAACAUCCCACUGUGCUCGAAAACAAAAACAAAAAAGAAAAACAAAAACAUUCGAAUAUCUCAGUAUAUAUAUAACCCAGUAUAUAACCCCUACUCAAAAGCCCUUGAAGAAAGACAAAAUGAAUGUAAGUUCUCACUAAAAGUGUAUAUUUUUCUAGAAUUGUUAGCGUAAUUGUUGCUUGUCUUUUUGUAUUGUUGUAAGCAAACGUAUUUGUUGCACUCCUCAAUUGUUGAAUAAAAUAAAAGCUUCGCCUACACCCAUAGCACUCGA